AUGUCAGAUCUACCGCCGGAAAAACUCAAAAUGGUGCUUUCUCCUUCUUCUUCCAUGCCGGAAUCUUCUUCCUCUUUGCACCAUUCCUACAGUCGGAAACAGAAAUCUCUGGGCCUUCUUUGUACCAAUUUCUUAGCUCUAUACAAUCGAGAUGGAAUCGAAAUGAUUGGGCUUGAUGAUGCUGCCACAAAAUUAGGAGUUGAGAGACGGAGGAUCUAUGAUAUUGUUAAUGUUCUGGAGAGUGUUGGGGUUUUGACAAGAAAAGCCAAAAAUCAGUAUACCUGGAAAGGAUUUGCUGCAAUUCCAGCAGCGUUGAAGGAGCUACAAGAAGAAGGGGCUAAGGACACUUUUCACCGUUUUUAUACCAACGAGAAUCCCAAAGUAUCUGAUGAUGAGGAUGAUGAGGAAGAGUCUUCUCAGCCGCUUUCUAGUAGCCAGACUGAUAGCUCAAAGCCUGGCUCUCUUCCCCAAUCUUCAGAUUCGUCUAAAAUAGAUAAUCGACGAGAGAAGUCUUUAGGACUGCUAACUCAGAACUUUAUCAAACUCUUUGUCUGCUCUGAUGAAGCUAGGAUCAUCUCCCUUGAUGAGGCUGCAAAAUUACUGCUUGGUGAUGCUCACAAUACAUCAAUAAUGAGAACAAAAGUGAGGAGGCUUUAUGAUAUUGCGAAUGUCUUGUCAUCAAUGAAUCUCAUUGAGAAGACUCACACCUUGGAUUCUCGAAAGCCAGCUUUCAAAUGGUUGGGAUACAACGGCGAGCCUACUUUCACGCUGAGCAGCGAUUUGAUGCAAAUGGAAUCGAGAAAAAGAGUAUUCGGAACUGAUAUUACAAACGUCAGUGUCAAGAGAAGCAAAACCAAUGAAAAUGCUUCAGAGAGGAGGCUGAAGAUGAAGAAACAUGCAGUAGCAGAGAGUUCUUACAACAAAAGCUUUGAUGCUUAUGAAUCAAGACAUGGAUCAUCAAGAGGUUACCAGUUUGGUCCUUUUGCACCAGCCACUGGUACAUGUCCAACUGCUGCUAUGGAGGAAAACUCUGGGAGAGCUUUUGAUGUGGAGAAUCUGGUUUCAGGUUACCGUCCCUCUUACCAAAACCAAGUUUUGAAAGACCUCUUUGCACAUUACAUGGACGCUUGGAAGUCAUGGUACAGCGAAGUCACUCAGAAGAAUCCAUUACCAAAUACAUCACCGCACCAUUAG
Messenger RNA from Microthlaspi erraticum, 1194 nucleotides. The record is from the annotation of a GenBank genome assembly. NCBI's taxonomy places the organism in Eukaryota, Viridiplantae, Streptophyta, Magnoliopsida, Brassicales, Brassicaceae.